ACAAGUAGAUUGAAUACGAAACAACAGCUAUCCCGGACGCAUAUAGCGCUUUGUUUUGUUUUGUUUUGUUUUUUUUUGCGCCGGCAAAAUUUAUUUCUCCCAAGCUUAAUAAUCUUCUAUUCAUCUUGACUUUUGCCGAGCUGCUUCUCACAAUCCAGAGCGUUCCAGAGUGGAACUACAAGCUUACAAUAAAGAAGCAUCAUGGCAGCGAAUCGCAAUAUUUCAUCGUUUGUAGAAAUCGACGGCCGUCAGAAUGUAGGAAUGGAUCUCGACUCGGAAAACGAUAUCAACAAUGGCGAAGACACGGACGAUGCAAGCGAAACUGAGCAUUUGUCUGGACCAAAUCAUCAUCCCAGCGUUGAUCAGCGGAUGGAAAUUCGGGAACAAAUGUAUCAGGAAAAGCGUGCGAAUCUGUUCGGACAGUUGGAGCUGUGUAAGCAGCGAUUACAUCCAGAAUAUUUAAAGAUUGUGGAACGACUUCAAACGGAAUUGAACGAUCGGUUACUGCUGAAUGAGGUGGAACGUGACUAUUUGUUAGCUUGCGCGGAACGCGAAUGUAUCCUAGAGAAGGGAGCCGCCGAAAAGGAGUACGAGGAAAAGAAGGCCGAAUUGAUAGAAAACUUGAUCGCGGAUCUGGAGGAUCAAAAGAAGACGAUCGAACAGGAGUUCACCACCAUGGAACUGACCGGAGAUUCGAUCGACGUGAAGCCAAAGGUUACCCGUAAACUACGCCGUCGUCCGAAUGAACCUUUGCCCGUGCCAGAGAAACGCCGGAAGCCGACUACAAAUCAGCUUACGUUUUUACUUGACGACAAGGAGAUUGAUCACGAUUUGAAGCUUAUCUCUCGGAGCAAACCAAUCUCGGCUAGCCGUGCAUCUCAGCUGACGACAAACGACGCGGCUAGUGGAAGCAAUACAGGUAGUUCGACGGGCAACGCUCACAAUCGGAGUGGAGGUAACCUCAAUUCCGUUUCGAACGCAGCCGACCAGAAUGGUUCUUCCUCGGAAGUGUACGGAAGCGGAAGUACUUCUGCCGGUCAAGUAACCAGCGCCCAGUCAAACCAACAACCAUUGGCGGAUACGCGAAUCGAGGAUGGCAAGUUAUGGUACGAGCGGCGUUGGUUUCAUCGCGGUCAACCAGUACACGUAGAAGGUCGAGAUAUUUCGCGCUUUUCGGCCAACAUUUCCGCAAUCGGCAUCGAAGCAAUCUGCGUAAAAAAGACAUCCGAUGCACAGAAGGUACGGAUUUGUUUGUCUCAUUUGCGCCGCGGCAAAGUCUCAAUCAAACGGCGCGCAAACUAGUGUAUUAAUUGUAUUGCUUUCUGAAAAUAAUUUUAUCUAUUCUGAGUUUCAUAAGUUCAUAAGUUUUAAGCAAUAAGUAUGAUCCUCCAGGCAGCGAGUUAGUUUCCCUCCCAUCCGUACAGUUUUCUUCGUCUGACACUGUACGAUCCUGAGUUGUAGAGACAACUCAAUUGGCAAAACAGACUAGAGAAAGGCUUUAAUUUUGUUUUUAUAUUAAUUCGUACAGUGGUGCAUGCCCAGCUUUCCCCGAAUAUUAAUUUACCUUUUAACUGGGUAAUUUGAAGGGAAAUUAGCGUACCUUAAAUUACCCAAUGUCACGUGUCAAAUUCGCCGAACGGAUAAAUAUAAACGAAUGCUAAAUUAUCUUGUAAAUUAAAAGUGAUUUAAAUGUAAAUCAAGCAGAUUUGCCUGACUGUUCUUGCUACUCAAAGAACGGUCCACGAUCAGGAUAGAAUUUUGAACCGUUCCUAUCGUGUGAAACCGGCACCGUAUUGUGUAAAAUUAGAUGUACGACAAGCUCAAAUCAUCCUGGAAAAACACACAAACUGCGAGCAGUACG
Anopheles funestus (African malaria mosquito) is the source of this 1861-nucleotide messenger RNA. Its product is annotated as sin3 histone deacetylase corepressor complex component SDS3-like. The transcript has 4 exons. The coding region runs from base 202 to 1302 and encodes 366 amino acids. Gene Ontology annotation, molecular function: histone deacetylase binding. Gene Ontology annotation, biological process: negative regulation of transcription by RNA polymerase II. Gene Ontology annotation, cellular component: Sin3-type complex. The record is from RefSeq and is a predicted model, not a curated record. NCBI's taxonomy places the organism in Eukaryota, Metazoa, Arthropoda, Insecta, Diptera, Culicidae.